This is a messenger RNA of Paraphaeosphaeria sporulosa, 1558 nucleotides long. RefSeq lists its product as uncharacterized. The transcript has 5 exons. Lineage: Eukaryota; Fungi; Ascomycota; Dothideomycetes; Pleosporales; Didymosphaeriaceae. The record is from RefSeq and is a predicted model, not a curated record. The coding region runs from base 370 to 1269 and encodes 299 amino acids.
GCUACACUUUUGUGAACAUCUUCAUUGGGGGUUUCCGAAGACCAAAAUGGAGAGCAUGAUUAGACAUGUGUGCUCGGCGUCGGGGUUUUCGGUGCCUCGUGUAUCUUACUUCAAUACCAGUCAUCAAGCGACGCUCCAAUCGCAACCCGAGGAUGGAAACUAGCGCGGAUGCCUGGCACCUCGACCAUCAACGCGGGUAUCAAUUCUCACUCCAUUACCUGUGAGAUACCGUGUGACUGGUUCUGACAUACGUAUAUAAGAGAGAGAGAUUCCCUCGAAACGCAGCAUGACCCCCGAGCCUUGACUUGUGUACUCAUCUGCAAACCAACAACAUUCUGAUACUCGGAUCUACAGAACCCAACAUCCACGAUGUCACUGAACAAGACUCCCGAUCUGUCGGUCGCUGCCAACCUUCUCAAGGGCUCACCUUGGGAGAAUCUCCCGCUGGAUAAACUGCCUUGGUACUCGCCUGAGAUUGAAGAGAUCACGCCUCAGGCCCAGGAGUUGUUCGAGAAGUACUCCAACGUAGAACCCGAGAAAGUGAAGGCACACAUCAAGGAGCUGAGAGACAAAGCAUACGUCGUGUUUCCAUAUCCGUGCCUUGCGCGCUGGGCCUUUCUCGAACUCAGCGUCAGUCUGUCUCGCCAAUACCCAGAGGUUCUCGAGCGUGUCAGGAAUGGCGACAAAUAUCUCGAUCUCGGUUGCUGCGUCGGCCAGGACAUCCGCAAGCUAGUCUUCGAUGGAGCCCCGUCAGAAAACACAUUUGGCUCGGACUUGGAGAAGAACUUCAUGGACAUCGGCUAUGACCUAUUCCUUGACAAGCAGACUUUGAAGACCACCUUCAUCGCCGCAGAUAUCUUCGACGAGGAUUCCGACAUGAAGCAAAUCGCCGGCGAUAUCGAUAUCAUCCACGCGGCGUCCUUCCUACACCUCUUCGACGAGGAGGGUCAACAUAAAGCCUGCGAGAACAUUGUCAAGCUACUGAAGAGCAAGCCUGGGUCUCUUUUCAUCGGGCGACAAAUUGGAAAUUCUGAGUCUGGAGUACAUGUUGGCUUGAUCGACUCGAGCAAGAAACGGUACAGGCACAACGCAGAGUCUUUCGAACAGAUGUGGAAGAGUGUUGGGGAGAAGACUGGUACAAAGUGGAAGGUUGAGGCGCGCCUUGAGGACCGGGAUCUUCAUGCUGUAGCGGAGAAGAUGGGUUUGGAGUCCGCAACCAUUCCACCAGGCUCGAAAUGGCUGAGCUUCGCAGUCCGCAGGGGAGAGUAGAUAUACUCUUCAUGCGAGUAUGUGGAACGGCCUGAGCGUGGAAAAUUGUAGAGCCCAAGGGCUUACUCCACUAUACGGCAAAUUGAAUGGGCGGAUGUUCGUUGUACAGUUCGUAGUCUCUGUACUCUGGCGAUCCAGCUCUUACAGUGUAAUGUUCUCCAGGGCAGAAUUGGGUGGGCUGGCCUGUAAUGAUACAACUGGUCAAAGUGGCGUUUAGCUACUCAUAGCUAACUGGUAAAUUGCAUUCCAGCCACAAUCAGGAUUGCAAUUUAGCGACAAUGCAUCGCUG